Molecule: messenger RNA, 1575 nt
Organism: Rhopilema esculentum
Lineage: Eukaryota; Metazoa; Cnidaria; Scyphozoa; Rhizostomeae; Rhizostomatidae
Product: GTP-binding protein 10
Cellular component (GO): mitochondrion
Molecular function (GO): GTP binding; magnesium ion binding; GTPase activity
Source: RefSeq, a predicted model, not a curated record
UCUUUAUUACGAGGUAAAUACAAUAUGGCUAAUUGUUAUCACGAGGGAAUUCAUUUUUUUGGAGAUCUAGAAGAGAAAGAAUAAGAAUUUUGUCUUUACUGCAUAAAGAUGAUUCCUUCUAUGGUUAAGCAAAUAUGCAGUUGUACAGAGAAAAGAAUCGUCAACAGGAUCUGGUCAUCAACAAGAUGCAUUUCUUCACAAACUUCAGUUUCCUAUGAAGGACAAGCAAGGAAAAAAGGUAGGCGUGUUACAUUUAUUGACAAAGUAAGAAUCUAUGUGAAAGGUGGUUCAGGAGGUAUGGGUUGUCCAAGUGCUGGUGGAUGUGGUGGUAAAGGUGGUGAUGUGGUUGCUCGGUGUAUGGAUGGUUCUUCUUUGGCACAAUUCAAGACACUUGGUUACCGAAGGCACAUAGCAGGGCAUGGCGAUCAUUUCAAGAAAAAUAAAGGAGAUGGAAAGCCCGGAAGAUCCAGUUUUCUAAGUGUACCUGCAGGAACGGUAGUUUAUGAUGGAGAAAAUAACCUUCUUAAAGAGCUGAACACUCAUGGUGAGCAGAUGAUACUAGCAAGGGGAGGACAUGGCGGCUCACACAAGACAUUGAAGUUCAAUGGAAUAAAAGGAGAGAGAAAGAUCGUAACAUUUGAACUAAAGCUUCUUGGAGAUGUUGGUCUUGUAGGAUUCCCAAAUGCUGGCAAGUCUACAUUCCUUCAAAGCGUCUCAAACGCAACACCAAAAGUUGCAGAUUACCCUUUUACAACAUUGCGACCAACUGUUGGUUUAAUCAAAUAUCCUGAUCAUACUACGAUAAGCUAUACUGAUCUGCCUGGGCUGAUUGAAGAUGCUUAUUUGAAUCGUGGAAUGGGCCACAAGUUUCUUCGCCAUGUAGAAAGAACAAAAGUGAUUUUAAUGAUGGUUGAUAUAAAUGGAUUUCAACUGAAUUCACAAUUCCCACUGAGGAGCCCCGUUGAAACGAUAACACUGCUUCUGCAGGAGCUUUACCUGUAUCAAAAAGAGUUGAUGGAUCGCGAAAUAUUAGUUGCCCUGAACAAAGUCGACACUGAACCAUCUGGAGAACUGGUUGCACGUAUUAAACACCAAAUGGUGAACAUCACCAAAAUGGACCUACCAUUUUUGCGCACAGAAGAGUCGGACAUAAUUCGUGAAAAAGUUUACGACUUCACUUCAAAUGGGUUUUCGAAUGUUUUUGGAAUUUCGGCAAAAGCUGGCAUCGGUUUGGAAAUACUUACGGAUAAUGUGCGUAGCGUGGUUGAGCAGCUAAAAAUGGACGAAGAACUGGAGUAGUAUUUAUCUUUCCUAUGGACAGAUAUAUUUUGACGAAUCUUACUGUACAACAAAAGCCAUGUAAGAUAAUUAAUUAUUUGAAGCAGCAACUAACACUAAGAUCCACUGUCGCAAAAUUCGUUUUAAUCAAGAAUCCAUGAUCAUUCUUGAAGAGGUGUUUAUUUGCAAGUCCGUGUUUUCUUCGUGCAAACUUAGCUGCAAGCUAAAGUCCUUUUCGAAUGUAUUUCUGCUGGUCCAAAUUUUAACCAGGCUGCGCGGCAGAAAUGCGGCAUUCAU